AUGCCACGAAGGGAGGAUGUCAAGAUCCCAGCCACACAAAUAACAGACCUGAUGAUCGCCGUCAGCUGUCUUCUUCCGGAAAAAUGUUAUCCACCCCCUCCGGUUAUCAUCAUGGGUCAUGGAUUCGGGGCAGUUAAAGCAGGGGGACUCUUUCCAUUCGCAGAGAGAUUUGCGGAAGCCGGGUAUGCGGCUGUCAUGUUUGAUUAUCUCUUCUUUGGAGAAAGUGAUGGUUUACCAAGGAAUCUACUCUCAAUCUCUCGGGAGCUACAGGACUUCCGAGAUGUCAUCGCGUGGGUCAGAAGACAAACGGAUAAAUGGGAUAUCAAUCGUGUUAUCGCCUGGGGCGCUAGCUUUGGGGGUAUGCAUGUUACGACGCUAAUGGCUGAAGAUCAUGACCUUCUUGCCGGUAUUAUGCAAGGACCAUGUGUCGAUGGCCUAGCAGCGUCUAGGCAGGUACCUGUGUACAAAACCUUGCGGCUGCUACCUUUGUCUCUGUUUGACUGGAUGCUCUCUCUAUUCUCGUCUAAGGCAAUAUAUAUCCCUCUAGUCGGUGACGGGAAGCAUGGAUCUUCAUUGGCUAUGAUGUCCGGAUCUGAGGCAAUGGCUGGAUGGAAGAGACUCACUACAGACCUUGGAGCGGACUUUGUGAAUAAAGUCACAGCCCGCACAAUUCUUACGAUUCCCUUUUCCCGUCCUAUAAAGAAAGUUCAUCGCAGCAGAAAGCCACUCUUGGUGGUUGUUACGACGUGGGAUAAUGAGGCGCCGUUGCACAAGGCUAAGCAAGCAGUACGGCUGGCACCUCUUGGAGAGGGAUUUAGGGUUCCUGGAGGGCAUUUUGAUCUGUAUGCAGGAGGUGUUGCCUUUGAAGACAACAUUAGACGGCAAUUACAGUUCCUCCAGAAGGUCUUGGCAUAG
Molecule: messenger RNA, 915 nt
Organism: Aspergillus oryzae RIB40
Lineage: Eukaryota; Fungi; Ascomycota; Eurotiomycetes; Eurotiales; Aspergillaceae
Product: alpha/beta hydrolase
Exons: 1
Coding region: 1-915 (304 amino acids)
Molecular function (GO): hydrolase activity
Source: RefSeq, a predicted model, not a curated record